Salvelinus sp. IW2-2015 is the source of this 1319-nucleotide messenger RNA. Its product is annotated as ras-related protein Rab-25. Gene Ontology annotation, molecular function: GTP binding; GTPase activity. Bases 309 to 941 code for a protein of 210 amino acids. NCBI's taxonomy places the organism in Eukaryota, Metazoa, Chordata, Actinopteri, Salmoniformes, Salmonidae. Gene Ontology annotation, biological process: exocytosis. Gene Ontology annotation, cellular component: Golgi apparatus; recycling endosome. The transcript is spliced from 5 exons. The record is from RefSeq and is a predicted model, not a curated record.
AGCCACAGGAGGAAUCGGCAGUAGCAGGGAUCGUCUCUCUGUCUGUCCAUAGACAAACUGCCCCCAUCUACAMAUAAAGAAAGAGGAGUGUCAGUGUUAGCCUAGCUCUAACCUGUUCUCUCUCUUUCUCCUUCAUUUUCACCUCUGUUACACUGUCUCACUACGUUGGCGCCUUGGGAGACAAGAGAGGCGCUUGUCUCUGCUGUUCUCUCUUUUUUUCUCUCGUUCUCCCUCUCCUGGGACCUAAUGCAGUAGCACUCCUAUACCAGGCGGAGGAGGAACCCACCAGGGCUCAACAACGGCACAGUAUGGGUGACGAAAGCUACAACUUUGUCUUCAAAGUGGUUCUGAUUGGUGAGUCUGGUGUUGGGAAAAGCAACCUGCUMUCUCGCUUCACCCAGAAUGAGUUUAACCACGACAGCCGCACCACCAUCGGAGUGGAGUUCAGCACCCGCACUGUUCAGCUGGAUAACUUCGCCAUCAAGGCUCAGAUCUGGGACACGGCAGGGCUGGAGAGAUACAGAGCCAACACCUCCGCGUACUACAGAGGGGCGGUMGGGGCUCUGCUGGUGUAUGACAUCACCAAGCACCUAACCUAUGAGAGUGUGGAGCGUUGGCUGAAGGAGCUGUACGACCACACUGAGCCCCACAUGGUGGUCAUGCUGGUGGGCAACAAGUGUGAUCUGGAUACCCUGAGGACCGUGCCCACCGAGGAGGCCAAGGACUUCACAGAAAAGAAUGGCCUCUUGUUUAUGGAGACGUCAGCUCUGGAUUCUACCAACGUUGAAGCUGCUUUCCAGGAAGUUCUCACAGCGAUCCACAAGAAGGUGGCCAGUCGAGAGGUGCCCCGCGUGUCCAUCACUGCCGUGACCCUGUCCAGUACUAUUGGACCAGCUAGCGACACCCAGGAGAAACGCAGUACCUGCUGCAAGAACCUCUGACCAGUUCUGACUGGUUCUGACCAGGUUUGACCUGUUCUAACUGAUUAUCUUCAGUUCUACACAGAAUCAUCCUACUCUGCCCUCAUUCAGGUUAAAGGGAAUAGUGUAUAGGACUGUCCAAACCAAAGACCAGGCAAGUCAAAUCAAGUCACAUUUAAUUUACAGUGCAUUUCACAAUUGUCAACAAGACAGAUUUAAGAGACAUGCCACAUUUAUGUACAGUUGAUCAAUAUUGACACUAUGGUGCUACCGUCAUUCUCCCUGCUUGGCUAAAUGUUGCUGACCACAACAUAUUUGGGUGGAUUUUUUUCUUCUUCUGUAUGCUCGUUUUUAAACUUUAGCAGUUAUUAUACAGCAAAUACAUAUUGAUUUGGUAUA